Molecule: messenger RNA, 3735 nt
Organism: Hydractinia symbiolongicarpus
Lineage: Eukaryota; Metazoa; Cnidaria; Hydrozoa; Anthoathecata; Hydractiniidae
Product: nuclear factor of activated T-cells 5-like
Exons: 7
Coding region: 317-3577 (1086 amino acids)
Biological process (GO): regulation of transcription by RNA polymerase II
Cellular component (GO): transcription regulator complex
Molecular function (GO): RNA polymerase II cis-regulatory region sequence-specific DNA binding; DNA-binding transcription factor activity, RNA polymerase II-specific; transcription factor binding
Source: RefSeq, a predicted model, not a curated record
UUUUCCAUCUGAUAAGCCAAGCUUAUUUAUAAAUGUCGAGUUGCCUCUAUUUUUUAAACACUUAAACAACAACUUCAGGUGUAAUAUUACAGAAGUGUUUUUGUACCUUUAAUUAAAAAUAUAUGCUUUUCUUAAAGAGCAGUCUUGAAUUGACAUUUUAUAUAUUUUAGGAUUGUAGAUACAAGAAAAGUAUAAACAAAUUACUAAAAAAUACAAAACUGACUGAAGAAGUUACAUUAUCUUUGAAAUUUUCUAUGUAGGGUUAGCCUACAGCUAUGAAAAAUCUAUUUGUGUUAUUGUGUUUAAAAGAAGGCAAAUGCAAGCGAGACAACAUGAAUUCACUCGACCCACAUCACCGCAACUUUCUUUCUUGACUACUUCGAAUAAUUUGGGAAAUGUUCAUGUGCAGACACAUUUUGAUAACAAUGUUCCUGCCAACAAAAUCAUCCAUGUCACAAAUUAUAAUCGAGGUUCCGUUUCAGAUUCAAUUCUUGAGGACUCUUGUGACAGCUUCAUGGAUACUGACACUGAAGAUGCUAGUUUACCUGGGAACCCUCAAGCUGAUGCCGAGCCUUAUUUAUCCCUAAGAAGUGCUCUGAAUAAAGUUGUUAAUACAAAACCAGAUGUAUCUGAUCCUUACCAUCGCUAUCCACAGCAUAGUAGUGGUGACCUAUCUCCUCGAAAAGAACUCAAAAAAUUAAUUAAAGAAGUGGAAACCUCUAAGCCAACUACACCUGAAUAUUCUCCACGUAAAGAUGAGUUUGUAAUCGACAAGUUAAUGACUGAUGGUAUUCCGCAAAUCAAAAUUAUAGAGGAACCUGAAACAACUUACAGAGCAAGAUACGAAAGUGAGGGUUGUAAGGGUCCAAUUCAUGGAGCUACUGAAACAGGCUUUCCAACAAUAAAGAUUGAAGGCUACGUUGGUGACGUUGUUAUUACUGUGUUUGUUGUGACACGUGAAGAUGAACCUCACUUGCACACUGCUACUGGUCCUGGCUCGACAAAAGCUCCUUGUAAGGAAGUCACAUUAAAAGAUGGGACACCUGCCAUUCAAAUGUUGAUGAAACCCGAAGAUGAAAAUGAUGAAAUGAUUGCAAUCUUUGACCAGUUAAGUAUCAGGCGGGUUCGAAACUGGGAAGCUGAUCGUGAACUUCGAAAGCGUGGUAUUGAACCUUCCACAUGGAAAAGUAAGAAGAAGGAAGCAAAGUUGGCGUUUCAAGCAUCUAUAGCACCUUCUAAAAAUCACACUGGUUAUUUAUUGACAACAUACUCAAGAUCAUUUUUAUGUACGGCACCAUCUGGAAACCCUGAGAUAUGGUGGGCUAGUUUGAGCGAAUGUUCAGCUGAAGGUGGCGAAGAAAUGGGAUUUAUUGGAAAGAAAUUUGCUUCUGGGUUUAAAGUUCGUUUCUUCUCAAAAGAGGAUUAUGGCAAUACAUGGGAAGCGUUCGCAGAGGUGGACAAAGCAAAAUCUAAUUUAAAUGCUUGUGUUGUAAAAGUACCUCCUUAUAAAGAAACAACGCUGCCUGAAAGUAUUGUAGUGUACGUUGAAAUUCGGGUUGGUCCUGAAAAGGAACCAAGAAAUAGUGACCCGUACCCGUUUACCUAUUCCGCCAGCAAAACCGUGGAAGGUUGUGCGAACUGUGCUCAAAUUAAAGGAUUUCUUCAGCGCGUGUAUAGCGCACAAAGUGGUGAUAUGCCAUCAAGUUUAACCGUUGCUUCUCUAAAUGCUGAAGCGAAACAAGACAGUUCUGAACGAAAUAUAGAUGUUAGUAAAAUGGGUGCGAAUAUAGAACCGACAACUCCAACCAAGUUACGACUAGAUUCGCCUGCUAAACGUGUUGCGAAUAUGCCGUCUGUUUUACCCAGCAGUGCAUCUAACGAUAUCCGUGUUCUUUUGCAACAGGAGAAGUCAGUACUCAACGGGACAUGUGCAAACAACAUUGCGCCUUCAACGUUAGGUGUGCUCUAUGUACAGAAUAACGUUUUGCCAGUUGUUGCCCCAACAAGUAGACCGAAUGUUGCUGUCCAACCUGGUUUUAUGAUACAGCAGCCAGUUUACAAUAACAAGCCUAUUCAAAACAUCACUGCACCUGCGCUCGUUAACCCGCAAACUAUUAAUGCUACCAAUUUAACUACUGCAAAUUUCGUAGGAUCGCAACAACAAAUUAAUGCUGUUAAUUCCAUGCUUUCUGUUCUUCCUAAAACAAAUGUUUCAGUCACGACACAGACUGCUUUGACACAAACACCUAUCGUACAUUUACCAAACAAUGACAUGCAAGCAGCGUCUCACGUGACGUACCGACAUACGACGCAGGCUGUGCCUAUUUUAGUAUCUAGCGAACAACAUGCGGGAAUAACUGGUUUAAUUACUCCGACUUUAACCGUACCGUCGAACUACGAGCUUGUAAAUCAGUGCGCUACCGCGCCUGUAGUUAAUAUGCAGUCCGGUGGGACUAAGGAAUUUCUUCAAAAUAGUUCCAUUGCAAUUCAGCAAGCGUUCGAGAAGGUCAAAGAAGAAGAAAUAUCACCAAAUUAUCUUCAAGAUAAACAACAUAUGUAUAACAGCCAAGUACCGAUAAUGUUUUCCAAUAAUGCUUUGACGUUUCCCUUGAUAUCCACUCGUGAUUCGCAAAGCAUUAUUGUUUCUACUUCUUCAAGCGUGCCAAUAGUUCCCCGCUCUAUUCCGUGUGUAAAUGUCCUGAACUCGACUUCGACAACUAUGAAACCCUUCGACUCAGCUGUCGAUAACUUUUUACCUACACAAACUGUUCCCUUGGAGAAGCAGAUACAGAUUUUAACAAACCAUGUAGAAAAACUGAAAAAGUUGAAGACGAGCGAAACUAUGUUGCAAUAUAAUGUGUUAGAUCGUCAGCAAGGAAAUUUCCUUCAAUCUCAGACGCAACUAUCGUUUUCAUCCGCGACCACGGUAGAACCUUUUGUCCACAGUAAGCUGCAGCAAGCAGCUAGUCAACUUCACGUCAACCAACAACCAAUACAAGUUCCGUCAUCAGUUUACCAGCAGAUGGAGAAGGAACAAGUCCAACACACGUCGCCUGAUUAUCAAAUAAUACAAAGUGCUCUUGCCAAUGAGAACCUCGCCUCAGCCAUCUCGACAUCGUUUAUAACUGCAACUAGCCCUGUGCAGACCGUCCCAACAACAUAUACUGCUAUUGCUCAGAAGCAAGCAUACAUGACUGUACCUCAGUCGGUGAACCAAGUAUUACCAACUUCAACAUACCAGACGGCAGUCGUCUAUCAACAACAAAACGGUGUCGGGCAGCAGCAACAGUUUACCUCGUCCAACUUUUCUAACACAGCUUCUCAACAACAAGCUACCAUUACUCCAUUUUCAAACAGUCGAAAUGCGCACCAAGCGCAGCAAACUGCCACUGUUUACAACCAGCAAGUUGCGCAUGUUCACCCGUCUUCCUAUCAAACCCAGUCGCAGCCGCAAACAUCUUCGUUCACUCUGCAACAGCAAGCAUUCCAACAGCCCUCACAGCCUCAUCAUCAACACCCUUCUCCAACGUUUCAGCAACACCCUUCUCCAACGUUUCAGCAAACAAGACUCAUUUAAGAAACAAGACUCAUUUAACGAAAUAUCGUUGACUGUUGGACUAAAAUAUUACUUCCUGCGCUGCGGUUGCGCAAUAAAAUUUCUUUACAUACAUAUGAAACUUAGGCUUUAAAAAACACAACCAUUCAUAGCGCAGUCAUGUUGCGAUGACUGUGCUU